AUGAUUCCUUCCAAAAUUAUUUCAAUUGCCACGACAUUAUAUUUGGCUUCACUAUUAUUUUCAGCUAUUUUAGUCAGUUCAGCUAAAAUCGAGUGUACCAAAAAUACUGCCAGUUUAGUUAAAAAAUUCAAUGUAAGGAAAGAUAGAUUUGUGGUUUUGCUUGAUCAUAAAAAAGGGUCAUCAGACCUUGCCCAACAUUUAAAAUUUUUUAAAGAAUGCUGGGGUAUGGAUUCUGAACCAGCUUUAAAUGGCAAAGUUUCAACCAAUAAACUUUCAAAAGAUAAACUAUCACACUUUUCUGUUGGUGUUCUUAGUGGUUAUAUUGGUUUUUUUAAUCUUCCACUUGCUAAACAAAUUAAAUUGUUGUUGCCUAACGUUAAGAUGGUUCAAAAGGAAUCGAAAGUUAAGGCGUUUGCUCCUAUAACAACAAUUACUCGAUUGACUAAAUUUUUCGACUUGGAUCUUUUAGAUCAAAGAGAUCGUAAUUUGGAUGGAAAAUUCCAUUUUCCUAGUCCAGCUGGUCAAGAUGUAGAUGCAUACGUGAUUGACACCGGUAUAAAUAAAAAUCAAACAGAAUUUGGUGAUCGUGUUAGCUUUGGUGCUGUUUUUUGCGCCCCAUGUUUGGCAAAAGAUGAUAAUGGCCAUGGCACCGCAGUAGCAAGUCUCAUUGGUGGUAAAAAUUUUGGUGUAGCGGAAAAAGUUAAUCUCAUAGCAGUUAAAGUACUUGAUGCAAACGGUUCUGGAACUACUGUAAAUGUUAUAUUAGGAAUGUUGUUUGUAUUAAAGGAAAAGUUAGAAAAAAAUAGAAAUGUAAUUGUUAAUAUGUCGCUUGGUGGUGGGAAGGAUCAAUUAAUAGACUUGGUAGUUAAAACUCUUACGGAUAAUGGUGUACAUGUCAUUGUAGCUGCUGGUAAUGAAGGACAAGAUGCUUGUAAUACCUCACCUGCAGGAGCACCAACAGCAAUUACAGCGGGUGCAACUGAAGAUACAAGUAUGUCAAUCACUAGUUUCUCAAAUUUUGGACCUUGCGUUGACAUUUUUGCUUCUGGUAGAAACGUUCCUGUUCUUUUCAAGGAUAGAUCUACAUUAUCUGGUACAAGUUUCUCAUCUCCAUUAACUGCCGGUGUUGUUGCUGUAAUAAUCAGUACUACUGGUAAUCUUAGUCCUGAAAAAAUGGCCGAAAAAGUACUUUUAAUGGGAAAAAGUGGGUCAGGAAAGACUUCAAUGCGUAGCAUUAUAUUUCAUAAUUAUGUUGCCAGAGAUACAAGACGUUUAGGAGCAACAAUUGAUGUUGAAAACUCUAGAGUAAGAUUUCUUGGUAAUUUAGUUUUAAAUCUUUGGGAUUGUGGUGGUCAAGAGGCAUUUAUGGAAAAUUAUUUUGCAACACAAAGAGAUCAUAUUUUUCGUAAUGUCGAAGUGUUAAUUUAUGUGUUCGAUGUAGAAUCUCGUGAAAUAGAACGUGACAUGCACUAUUAUCAAGAUUGUCUUGAAGCAAUAUUGGCAAAUUCUAAAGAUGCAAAAAUUUUUUGUUUAAUACAUAAGAUGGAUCUAGUACAAGAAGAGCUUAGACAUAAAAUUUUCACUGACAGAUUUAAUGAGCUUAAAACACGAUCAGAACCAUUAAAGAUCACCGCAUUUGGUACAUCAAUAUGGGAUGAAACACUUUACAAGGCCUGGUCUUCUAUUGUUCAUUCUUUAAUUCCGAAUAUAAAAUUAUUAGAAACACAUUUACAAAAUUUUGGAACUAUUUGUGAAGCAGAUGAAGUUGUAUUAUUUGAAAAGACUACAUUCUUGGUAAUUUCCCACUCGUCAAGAAUAAAUCAUCCAGAUUUGCAUAGAUUUGAAAAGAUCAGUAAUUAUAUGAAACAAUUUAAAUUAAGUUGUAGUAAAUCUUUAGCACAAUUUAAAAGUAUGGAAAUACGGCAAGCCAAUUUUGCAGCUUUUUUUGAUGUGUUAACAACUAAUACUUAUGUGAUGGUUAUUAUGUCUGAUCCAAGUGUUGAAUCUGCAGCAACGCAAAUGAAUAUAAGUGUAGCAAGAAAGCAUUUUGAAAAAUUGGAAUUAACGCAUAUGACGAGAUAA
Molecule: messenger RNA, 2082 nt
Organism: Entrophospora candida
Lineage: Eukaryota; Fungi; Glomeromycota; Glomeromycetes; Entrophosporales; Entrophosporaceae
Source: the annotation of a GenBank genome assembly